This is a messenger RNA of Humulus lupulus (European hop), 906 nucleotides long. RefSeq names its product reticulon-like protein B14. Lineage: Eukaryota; Viridiplantae; Streptophyta; Magnoliopsida; Rosales; Cannabaceae. The transcript is spliced from 5 exons. The record is from RefSeq and is a predicted model, not a curated record. The coding region runs from base 64 to 747 and encodes 227 amino acids.
UAUUUUGUACACAGUUCAAAAAAUAACACACACACACACACAUAUAUAUAUAUAUAUAUAAUCAUGAUUUCUUCAUCUGAUUCUGAUGUCGAUCAUCAUCUUCAUCUUCAUCGUGAUCGCGUUGGUCCCCAUACAAAACCAGUCAGACUCUAUGGCCCUGGAAGGUCUCUUCAUGCCACUUUUGGAGGAGGAAAAGUUGCUGACGUAUUGUUAUGGAGGAACAAGCAACUAUCAGCUGCAAUCUUAGCUGGGUUAACAUUUAUAUGGUUUCUAUUUGAAGUGGCAGAGUUCCAUCUUAUUACUCUUCUAUGUUAUAUCCUUCUUUUCUCAAUGGUAGCCAUAUUCACGUGUUUUAGAGCAGCAUGGCUAUUUAAUCGGAAUCCACCAGAGUUUGAUGAAAUUACUCUGCCAGAAUCCACAUUCAGAACUUUCUUUAAAAAUGUCAACUGGGCUUUACUGAAAUUUUAUGAUAUUUCAAGUGGAAAAGAUAUCCGACUCUUUUUUCUGGCAAUAUGUUCUCUUUGGAUGUUAUCAGUUAUUGGGAAUUUUGUGAACACUUUGAAUCUUUUCUAUAUUGUGGUGUUGUGCUUAGAAACACUUCCAGGUUUGUAUGAGAGACAUCGAAACGAAGUGGAUAAUCUUGUUGACAAACUCUACCGAGACUCCCAAAAUUUGUUCACCAAAUUUGAACGCAGUGUGCUCGACAAAAUUCCCAGAGGACCAGUCAAAGAAAAGAAAUAUUACUGAUCAGAGUCAAAUGAAAAUAUAUAUAUGUAUAUAUAAAUAAUGAUCAAUUAAUACAUAAUUUAAGUUGUGAAUGAGAUGACAGUGAAAAGUAUGUAAUUGUAUAUCAAUGUACAUGUUAUAAUGUGGGAUAAAUAAUAUAAAUUUAGCUCCAUCAACUAA